GCACCUCUUAAUUAGGAAGACUUCCCAUCCAUCCAUCCAUCGUCUGCUGCUGCACAUUCCUCUCUCAUUCAUCCAAGAAUUCCGUUUAAUUGAUCACGUAACUUAAUUACGUCUGUAGUCUUUAAAUGACGCUUAAAUUACACUUAAAAGUGUGAAAAAUAUAUAGUGCGACACAACUCUACGAAUCACUUCAUUCACUCGUUGCAGAGUUUACGGCGUGAAGAAAACCCCCACUUUUUUGCGGAUGCAUAAAGUUAACGCGGAUUUUGUCGUAAAGUUGAGAAAAAUUGUGAAAAAGUCAUUUUUUUGCGGAUGAAGUGGACUCAAAUUUUGUGCUAAAGUUGAGAAAAAUUGUGAAAAACUCACUUUUUCGUAGUAAUACCGUUACAAAUUUGUGCUAAAGUUGAGCAAAUUUUUGAAAAACUCGGUUUUUAGGAUAAAGUCGACUCAAAUUUUGUGUUAAAAUUGAGAAAAAUUGUGUAGGCUCAUUUUUUUGCGGGUACAUAAAAGUGACGCAAAUUUUGCCAUAAAAUUACGAAAAUUGUGAAAGACUAGCUUUAAUUGGGUAUAAAUUAACUCAAAUUUCAUCCUAUCAAAUUGUGGAUCAAGUAGUUUAAUCAAAUUCUGUAUGUUUUGGAAGAUUGGAUUUAUUUCUUAAAAAAUUAAGGUGGUGGUGAGGACGCUCUGCUAGUUUCGUGGGGAAGAAUGUGGAAGGACAAGAACGACUGUGACAAGAAUAAUUCUGCAGCUGCGAGAAAAGAGGAAAUUAUUUUGAUUCAAGAAGACGUCUCAAAUAUUUUUUUGAUCGGAUCGUCCCCCUCCCCUCAAAUUUUUUAGCGUUCUGGUCGAAAAUAAAUGCCGACAGAUCGAAUGCGUCCCCCUAACAUUAUGGGCUCCAAAGAGGGGGAGUGUCCCCCCAUCCAAAUGGAGCCAGUGGAUUUGACUGUGAACAAGUCGACGAGUUCGUCUUCCAGCUCGAACGGGAGGAAGUUGUCGUCCGCGUCGAGUCGGCAGUCUAAUUCGAAUUUGGACCCCAUCCUCGUCGUCCCCACCACCGCAAAAUGCAUCGAUCUGUCCAUUAAGAAAGAAAGCAGCCGAGUGAAGCGUGCCCCACCGCACCCACUGGCGCGACUCUCCUCCUCCCACCUCCUCUCGCGCCGAGACCACCACCACACUGCCCGAUCUUCACCACGCCACCACAACCACCACCACCACAACAAUCAUCGCCACCACAACGGGAACAAUAACAACAACCACAACAACAAUAAUGACGCGUCCAUCAUCAACUUCAAUGCGGCCGCUGCUGCCGCCGCGGCGGCCGCGACAACUGCGAAUUUGCUUCAAAAUCUUCCAAAAUUUGGGGGGAAACUUAAUCAUCAUCAUCAUCUCCCGGAUCCGGGUGGUUCGCCGCUGUUAUUUCCCCCCCUCCUCGGCGAAUCUCUGCACGUCCACCUUCUCCACCACCACCGUUUGACGGAAGCAAUGCGUCCAUUUUUACCGCCUCAUCAGUCAAUAAACAAUUCCUCCUCGUCGUCCUCAUCACCUUCUGCUUCCGCCGUCGCCACUACCACCGCCUCGCCCACAUCGCCCCCACCCCCACCACCCCCACCACCCCCACCACUCGUGCGAUCCUCCCCGUCCCCACCACCCCUCUCGACGUCCCCCUCCACCCCGUCCCCCGCCGGCGUGGAAGUGGCGGCCGUUCGGAGGAGAAAAGUACACCGCUGUGAUUUCCAAGGAUGUGAGAAGGUUUACACGAAGAGCUCGCAUCUCAAGGCGCACAAGAGGACGCACACAGGGGAGAAACCCUACCAAUGCACGUGGGACGGGUGCACGUGGAAGUUUGCGAGGAGUGACGAACUCACGCGACACUUUCGCAAGCACACGGGACAAAAACCCUUCAAGUGUCAUUUGUGUCAAAGGUCGUUCUCCAGAUCGGAUCAUCUCUCCCUUCAUAUGAAGAGACACUGAAGAAUAUCGAUUAUGUUCCGGAGAAAAUAAAAUAAUUGUAAUUUAACGGAUGACUCGUUGAUAAAAUCGCCAAGUUUUUAAUCAUUUCUCCCAUCUGGGAACUUAUUUCAAAAUUCUGGACAACAAAUUUGUAGGGCAGGGAGUUCCCAAAUUUUUUAGAAAUAAGCACUCCAGAUUUUGAAUCUUUUUGAAGGAGGAGAUCUCAAGUUUAGGAAGCCCUCAGAAAAAUUGGAACUCAUCGAAACUGGCUCAAAAAACUCGACGCCAUUCCAUCAAUCAACUCACCGAGGACAAAUUUGUCGUCCAGAAUUUUAAAAUAAAUUCCCAUAGGAGAGAAUGUAUUAAAAAUGUGCAGAUUUUGAUAAUGAGUCAUCCUACAUAAUAAGAACAACUAUCCGUCCAAAAGAAGAGUCUCAAUUCUCAUCGUAUUCCAAAAAAACUCAUUUAUUUUAUUAGAUUACUAUAAGUAGAGUAGAGAAUCUCAAGAAACGUUCAAAAACGUAAAUAUUUACGGAAUGUGGCGACUCUACUCAUUAUUUUAUGAUAUGUAAUUGUCUCCACGUGGCGGCGAUGUCGACGGCACGUGGGGCGCGUACGUAUGUACGUAUCGUGGUAAAAUUGGUGCUGAUAAGGUUAAUUAGAUACAUAAAUAUUUUUAUGAAGUGAUGAAGAUUAUCGACAAAGGUUAACUGCUACGUACGCCUACCCUCAACUCAUACAUGUUUAGAAGACAACAAAUAAUGAACAAAAAUCUCUCUGCACAAAAUCAUGUGACAUUUUCUCAAAUAGAAAUAUUUAUAAGUUUUUACACAUAUUUUCUAAAUACAAAUUUGUAUCGUACUUUUAGUCUCUGACCUGUGAAAUUUUGUAAUAGAAAAAUUUAUUAUGCACAGAUUUUUAAAUUUUUGUACAAUUCGAAUUGUUUUUAUUUCGUACAAUUUUCAUGUUGAUCAAUCAUCAUCUGUUUUUUUCAAAAUUUUGAUUCCAGAAUUACGAUCUGAGUAAAAUAUUGUGAAAUUUAGCAUUACAAAAACUUUAACUUGAGCUGAUUUUUAAAUCUGUCUAAAACUGGAUCUUACAAGGAAAUUGUUUUCCCUUCAUAGGAUUCUUAUCAAUUGAUAAGAUCUCCCUAUUUUCACACAGAAAAUACAAUUAAAAUCACGAUUUUAGGAAUUAUGACGGUUUCGAAGGUAGUUUUUCACGAGUAAAUUUCAAACAGAGUAAUAUUUUACGACAUGAAAAGAAUCAAUUAUAAUUUACUAUACAUAUUUAAGAGAUUUUACAUAUUCUAUAACAAGUUAUUGCAAAAGUAGACAAAAAAGUCAGGUCACUUUGUAAUAAAAUUUACUUUUACUAGUUAUAAAUACUUACAAUACAAAUACAUAUUUUAUAUGAAAUGAAUGAUUCAUAAUUUUAUUCAAGGUUUCUUAAAUUUUAAAAGACAACGGAAGAUAAAAGAUGAUUCGCGAAUGAAAUAUAAUAAAAGAAUUUAUUUUUUGAAAGUUA
This is a messenger RNA of Folsomia candida, 3477 nucleotides long. Its product is annotated as Krueppel-like factor 3. The record is from RefSeq and is a predicted model, not a curated record. Gene Ontology annotation, molecular function: DNA-binding transcription factor activity, RNA polymerase II-specific; RNA polymerase II cis-regulatory region sequence-specific DNA binding. NCBI's taxonomy places the organism in Eukaryota, Metazoa, Arthropoda, Collembola, Entomobryomorpha, Isotomidae. The transcript has 5 exons. The coding region runs from base 856 to 1971 and encodes 371 amino acids. Gene Ontology annotation, biological process: regulation of transcription by RNA polymerase II.